UGUCUACUGGUGACCUUUGGUUGGACAGAGAAUUUGUGCAUUUUUGGAGUUAUGAAGUGCUCGUGUAGUGAUGAUGUGUGCGGGGAGCAUGAUGGACAGGAAAUAAAUACAGAGUAUCUGGAAAAAUUCACGAAAAUGGUUCAAAAUGCGUCAGUAUUGGCAAACAGGUUGUCAUCAAACGAACUUCUGUCAGCAUUUCAGAUUUCAUUUCAUUUAAUGGAAAAAAUCAGUUAUGUAAUACUUAGUAUGUGCAAACCGUCUAAAGGGGAAAAUGAUGAGUUAAAAAGCUUCCAAACGCUCUGUAGGUAUCCAUCUUAUCCACGUUCCAUGAUAAAAAACGAUUCCCCAAUGAGCUUUUGUUCUAUAAAAACUCAAUCUUUAAAUGAAUUCAUUAAAAGUGAUUAAUGAUCUUUGAGUUACCCGAUCGAUCAACUAAUUAAGUAAAUAUUCUGAAAAAAGCGAUAACUGUUUCUCAAUUUACUUUCGUUGAAGCAUAUUCCAUUAUUCAUCAUUUUUUAAAAUACACCUUAGGAUGCAAAACAGUUGAUGCUCCCGCUGUUGUUAGAGAAAAAACAAACUAAGAAGCUUUAAAUUUUCAGUUUAUACGUGCGUAACUUUUAUGUCACUAUAUCCUAUAUCUAAUUAUACUUGUUGUCCAAAUCUAUGAAUGCUUAUUGACGAGAAAUACCCCAUUUAACACAUUUUUAUUUGAUCUGUAUGUAGUAUGAUCCUUUGUUAUUUCAUCUGAUUAGAAUGGUGAUUGUAAAGUAGUCGAUCAACAAGAAUCACAACUUAAAGUGCUCAUUGAAGAAGAAGAGGAAGAAGAAAGCGAUGAAAAUCUAUGUGAUUCUGGCAUUGCUUCAAAUCGUGAUGGAAAUUUCAUUGCUGAAUCUACUAUUUCUAAUUCUUCUUGUCAAAAAUUUAGUCCAGUAAAUGAAAAUCAUAGUCCAAAUAACUAUUCAAAUAAAUGCCUUUCUUCUCCAAUCACAAAUGAAUCUAGUGUAAUUGAUAUAGAUGAAAAUUAUUCUAUGAUUGCUGAUAAAUGUGCUAAUCUAGAAGAAGUAGUAAUAGUACCUGGAACAACAACAACAUCUGAAAUGUUCGAUAACGACAUUAAACAAAUUAAUAUGACAGGAAAUAUUUCUAAAAUUCAGUUAAAAAAUCGAGUUUCAACAAUUCGAAAAACUACUUCAACAAACAAUGAUAAACAAUUUGAAAAUGGAUCUAUAUCUUCAGAUAUUUUAGAUCAGCAAAAUAAUAAUUCUGCAGAACUAUAUGAAAGCCAAACAACAAUACUGACAAAUAAAUCCCAAGUUGAUGUAAAACGAUGGCGUUUAACUAGUGCUGAUAAAUUAAAUACUCUAAUUGAUGAAUGUGAACGUCAAAUUAAUGGUAGAAAACUAUAUGUUUGUAAAUUUUGUGGAAAAAUCUAUGAGAUCAAAAGUAGUAUGCGUUAUCACAUGAAAAUUAUUCAUUUACAGAUGCAUUUACGCACUACAGAAAUGCAAUGUCGUAUAUGCGGUAAACAAUUCACAUGUGUUAGUGCUGUUAAUCGUCAUCAAUCCAAGUGUAUUUUAUCAACAAUUAAUGAUUCGAGAUUAAAAAAUAAUAUUGUACCAUCUAAUCAGUCAUUAUUUACUAGUCCAAUAAUAACCACUGGAACAACAAUAUCGUCUUCUACAGACAGUGAUAUGCAUCCUCGUUUAUCUGAAAAUUCGUUUACUUCACAAAUAUCGGAUAGUUGUAGUAAUAAUGAUUUGAAUCAUAACACAUCACUUACUGAUUCAAAUCUAAUGGUGGAUUCAUUGAAUUCAGCUUCAAAACAUUUUACUAAUCUUGUUAAUUUUCCAAGUGUAUUUCGUAUACCAGAUACGUGCUGUACAACGACACAAUUUAUGAAUCAGUCAAUAUCUAAAAUCUAUCAAAGUUCACAAAUAACAAGUUUAAAUUUACGAAAUUUUAUUCCAUCAUCUGACUUAGUUAAUUUACCAAAUAAAUCUAAUUCUAAUAGUUUACCUUUCCAACCAUUUAAUAAUAGUAAUGAUACACUACCAUUUUUAAAUCCAAUAAAUAAUCAUUGUAUGAAUUGUUCUGAUUCUUCAUCACAAUGGAACUCAUCAACUUGGUCUACGAUGUCUAAUUUAGGUUGUAAUUUUACUGAAUUGACUCCUGCACAAAUUGAUAUUUGUAUGAAAGCAGUUGUCCAAGGUAUUUGUUCAACUGUAGGACAAUGUACCACUAAUACUACUACUAAUAAUAAUGGCAAUAGUAGUAAUAAUAACGUCAGUAGUUAUAGAACUAAUCAAGAAUACAAUGAAUCUAAUCAUGUACCAACUGAUUCAUGUCAAAUAACGGAUGAAACACAAUGGGAUUUACCAGAUAAAAAUUUAUCAGAUUUUUCUGAAACAACAGAAACAACUUUAACUUCAUCACAAGCCAAUGAAAUGGUAGCUAUAGAUUUAUCUUCACGUCCUCGGUCGGCUACAUUAAUGAUUGAAUCAUUUUAAGUAAAUAGACUAGGCUAGACUAUAAAGAAAAUGAGUUGACUUCCAUGAUCAGAUUUAUUAUGUUGCUUAUCUAUAAAAUGCACAUAAACAUAACAGACAAUCUGUUAAUUUCUUCAAAAUUAACAUUGACAUAGGUUCAAAUAAUUACGAUGAUAUUAUUGAUAAUUAAAAAGUAAAAAGCAUUUAUUAUUUACUCUGUCAAAUAAUAUCUUACCAAAUGACCUCUUGAUUAUAUAUACAUACGUACAUGCACAACAUCCGUUUCGUAUUUUAUGUUAUCAAGUGCCUUAAUCUUUCUUCCACUCGUUCUCUUUACGUUUUUAUCCACAUAAUUAAGUGCCUUUAGCUUGAAAUUUAUACUGUAACCUUUUUCACAGAGAUACCUGCAAACUUUCUUAUACAAUAAUAAUAAUCACUCAAAAUAUGUUUUUAUUUCCUACCAAUAAACAAGUAUAUCUGUCUGUUAAUUAUUAUUACUGAUAUUUUGUUCUAUUCAUUUCAUUUACUCCUUUACUAGUUUAUCAUUCCCCGUGUCGACAUUGUCAUUACGUUUGUUCUCGUCUACCUUUAAAUUGUUUUUCUUCCUAAUCCAAAUAACUAUUGAUCAUUGAACGACGACAGUACUGGUAUCUAAUCGUUCCGCUCCAUUUUGUUUGCUUUCCAAGUUUACAUUAUCUGUCUAUAUAUAUGCAUUCUUUGCUUGAUAUUAUAUAUAUAUACGAAUUUUAUAAGUAAACAGUCGAACAAAUUUUCUACACACAAAUAUUUAUUUACCUAUCUCCUAUACCUUGGGUUUUUUAGUUGUUUUUUUCUUGUACUGUUAUAUUUAUAGGUUUUCUUUUCAUUUUAUUAUUUGAGAGUUUUUAAAAAAAUCACUUUUGUUUUUA
Schistosoma intercalatum is the source of this 3394-nucleotide messenger RNA. Lineage: Eukaryota; Metazoa; Platyhelminthes; Trematoda; Strigeidida; Schistosomatidae. The record is from the annotation of a GenBank genome assembly.